Molecule: messenger RNA, 1463 nt
Organism: Scylla paramamosain (green mud crab)
Lineage: Eukaryota; Metazoa; Arthropoda; Malacostraca; Decapoda; Portunidae
Exons: 6
Coding region: 530-856 (108 amino acids)
Source: RefSeq, a predicted model, not a curated record
GUUACGUUAAAGUUACGAGAAGAGGAAGAUUAAAGACUUCUUCAGUUUCGAAAAAAAAAGGAAGAAAAUGUUGAGUACGAAAAGAACAUAAGAAAGUAGAGAACUUGCAAGAAGCCAUCUGGCCUACACGUAGCGAAAAGAGGAAGAAAAGGAGAAAACAUAUCAGGAACUGUUUACGUAUCUAACGGAACUAUAAAGAUAUGACACAGAAAAUAACCUUCAUUUCACAAGUGGCCCAUUAUGUUGAAUUCAGGACUUGAUGUUAUUCAGAGACGAACAAGAGAAGAAGGAGGAGGCUACAAUAAGGUAGGAGAAGAAAGAACAAGGAUUUAUAGGAGGAAGGUAAAAGAUACAAGGAAGGAGAGACUGACAGGGAAAGAAGAAGCAGAUAAACUCCAUUAUUUAAUUCUAAGUGAGGGAGAGAAUAGUAAAGAGGGGAAAAAAAAAUAACAAAGGAAGAAAGAGGCAUAGAGCAAAGAAAUGAGGAAUAUAAAAAAAUGCGUUGGCAUAAAAAGAAGGUGAGGGAAAGAUGAAGGACUUCGCCACAAAAAAGUUAAGAUGGCGCCAGCAUUGCGUCUCGGGAAGGAGAGGGCUAACUCAACUGUUUGCUCACGUGCGUCGCUCCACUCAAAGGCGAGGAUUCUCACACAGCACACACCAAGGCUCAAGGGAAGACUUUACCGCCCACUGCGCCCAGUGCACCCAACACCUGCCAUUAUCUGAGAGCAGCAGCAAUGAGUACGUAAGCGAUGGAGAGACGGAAUAUGUGAGGCAGUUGCUGCAAAAGGAGAGACACUGGAACAUACUGAGGAUGCACAGCUGUAUGCAGACAGAGAAGCAUGGAGGAUAUUCUUAAGGCACCAUGACUGACAGGGGCAACCCUACCUGGUGUAUGGUGAGAAAGUUGUGUGAGUGGCCGCUCCAGCCUGAGUCUCCGCUGUUCAUGGCCGCGCCCACUUUUGUAGCGUGGGACGAAACUAAAACUAAUGGCCGUGGGGACCAAAAGCACGCGAUAAAACGUGUAGCAGUGUGUGAGUGUGAGUGUGAGUGGAGACGGCGGUGGGAGAACAUAAGUGGAGAUGGCCAGUGGAGAGGAAAAUGACGUUCAUGAAGACGUGUUAACUGUGACUGACUGAUGGCGAGGACAAGUUGACCAGAAUGCCUGCGGCUGCUCCGUUCAUGAGGUAAGAGCGAGGAACGAGAGAAGCACCUGUGAUUACUCCUGGCAUUACCUGAGCAUCGUGAAGCAAGAUGAGGCCACAAUGCAUGGGGUGACAUGGAUUUCACAACGUGCUUGCCAAAAAUAUUGCGAGGUGGUGGUGCACUUCUCCCUUUGCGUCACAUGAGUGUUGGGAGGGAAUGACCUACAGCGAUCCAUGAAGAGUCAAUUCAGACCAUGUAGCAUUGAAGGUAUUACCGUAUGUGGUGCUGUAGCUAAACCAUUACAGAUGUAGAGAACACAG